AUGGCUCUGCGCACACCUUUGACGCGCGCCGUGAGGCGUGCUACCUCGACAGCGACCGCCACGCCCGCGCUUUCGGCAUCCAGCGCGCAAUGGAGGAGAGGAAAUGCGACAGUUGCCCCCGUCACGCAGAGCACCGGCCCGAAGAAGGGCACCGCCAUGGUCUUCAUGAACAUGGGUGGGCCGUCGACAACAGACGAGGUUGGCAGCUUCUUGAGCAUGCUCUUCGCUGAUGCUGAUCUCAUUCCUCUCGGCCGCCUCCAGAACUACAUUGGACCGCUCAUUGCGCGACGACGAACACCGAAGAUUCAGAAGCAGUAUGCUGAGAUUGGCGGAGGGUCGCCCAUCCGGAAGUGGUCGGAACACCAAGCAGCAGAGAUGUGCAAGCUUCUCGACCAGACCUCGCCCGAGACGGCCCCUCACAAGCCCUAUGUCGCCUUCCGCUACGCAAACCCCUUGACAGAGGACACGUACAAGCAGCUGCUGGCCGAUGGCUUUGGAGGCGGUAACGGAGGCCGAGCUGUUGCAUUCACACAGUACCCUCAGUACUCGUGCUCCACCACGGGUUCAUCGUUGAACGAGCUCUGGAAAUGGAGGACCAGACUGGAAGGCAAGAGGGGCUCGGGAGAGGUCGAGCCCAAGGGAGCCAUCAACUGGAGUGUCAUUGACCGCUGGCCGGCGCACUCGGGUCUGGUUGAGGCCUUUGCAGAGCUGAUUGAGCAGAAGCUGGCCACAUAUCCAGCGGAGCGAAGGGACAAUGUCAUCUUGCUCUUCUCGGCGCACAGUCUGCCCAUGUCGGUGGUCAACCGCGGCGACACGUACCCUGCUGAAGUUGCAGCUACCGUGUACGCGGUCAUGCAGCGCCUGGGCAUGAAGUACAAGUACCGUCUGGUAUGGCAGUCGCAGGUCGGCCCGCAGCCAUGGCUCGGUGCGCAGACGUCGGACACGGUCAAGAACCUGAUGAAGAAGGGUCAGACGGACAUGCUGUUGAUCCCCAUCGCAUUCACCAGCGACCACAUCGAGACGCUGUACGAAUUGGACAAGGAAGUGAUUGGCGAGGACGCCGAGGGACACGAGGGCGUCAAGCGCGUUGACAGCUUGAACGGCAGCCCCACCUUCAUCAAGGCCCUGGCGGACCUUGCCGCAGCACACUUGAAGAGCGGCGAAGCGUGCAGUCCCCAGAUGAUACUGAGAUGUCCGGGCUGCACGAGCGAGAGGUGUCUGGCGCAGAAGGAGUUCUUUGCCCGGCAGUCUGGGCAGGACAAGGAAGAGGCCGCCGCGGCGUAG
Messenger RNA from Didymella exigua CBS 183.55, 1284 nucleotides. Its product is annotated as ferrochelatase mitochondrial precursor. Gene Ontology annotation, molecular function: protoporphyrin ferrochelatase activity. The record is from RefSeq and is a predicted model, not a curated record. NCBI's taxonomy places the organism in Eukaryota, Fungi, Ascomycota, Dothideomycetes, Pleosporales, Didymellaceae. The coding region runs from base 1 to 1284 and encodes 427 amino acids. Gene Ontology annotation, biological process: heme biosynthetic process. The transcript is spliced from 2 exons.